Molecule: messenger RNA, 378 nt
Organism: Striga asiatica
Lineage: Eukaryota; Viridiplantae; Streptophyta; Magnoliopsida; Lamiales; Orobanchaceae
Source: the annotation of a GenBank genome assembly
CUGCCGGCUCCUGCACGUCCUGCAAUUCCCUCCGGCGCCCCGUGCAGUGUUUGUGGGCGGACUGGACACGACUCCAGCCGAUGCUUCAAGGUGGUUCCUUGCCCUCAUUGCAGCCGGACCGGUCACAAUCCUAAACAGUGCUACGAAUUGAUCGGCUAUCCUGCUUCAUCGCAACAGUCUUCUCUCGGCGCCUCUUCCUUUUCUGCAGGACGUGGUUCGAUCGCUGCUGGUGCCGGUCAUCGUCUCCCUCCCGUUGCAGGCCGCGGCCGCGGUCGUGGUGUAUCACCGGUGCAGGCCAACGCGACUGGUGUGCUACCCGUCUUUAGUUCUUCUGAUUGGAAUUUGGUUCUAUGUUGGGAGAAUGGACAGCGUCUGUGA